Glycine soja is the source of this 1501-nucleotide messenger RNA. RefSeq names its product aspartic proteinase CDR1-like. The record is from RefSeq and is a predicted model, not a curated record. Bases 40 to 1338 code for a protein of 432 amino acids. The transcript has a single exon. Gene Ontology annotation, cellular component: extracellular region. NCBI's taxonomy places the organism in Eukaryota, Viridiplantae, Streptophyta, Magnoliopsida, Fabales, Fabaceae.
UCGAUCCUCUCUAGCUUGUUAAUUAAUUGUCUCAUAUAGAUGACAAUGGUCGUUUAUUUUUAUCCAUGCCUUGUUGCGACAAUCAUUUGUUUCAUGCUUCUUCCUUUUUUACACAUCUCAGCCACUGAAGGCAACGAUGUGGGAUUCAGCGUUAACCUGAUUCGAAAAAACUCUUCCCAUCAUGGCCAUGUCCUCCCUGCUCUACGUCGUCUAAUGGAGAUGGAGUUAUCAGCUAUGGAAAAAACUGUCUCUCCACAAUCCCCAAUAUAUGCUUACCUAGGUCAUUAUCUCAUGGAGGUCUCUAUUGGAACUCCACCAUUCAAAAUCUAUGGCAUUGCGGACACGGGCAGUGAUCUCACAUGGACCUCAUGUGUGCCAUGUAACAAGUGCUACAAGCAACGUAACCCCAUUUUCGAUCCUCAAAAGUCCACCUCGUAUAGGAACAUAUCAUGCGACUCAAAGCUAUGUCAUAAACUGGACACAGGCGUGUGUUCUCCUCAGAAGCAUUGCAACUACACCUAUGCCUAUGCAUCUGCUGCAAUAACACAAGGCGUUUUGGCGCAGGAAACAAUCACACUCAGCUCAACCAAAGGGGAAAGUGUUCCUCUCAAGGGCAUCGUGUUUGGUUGUGGACACAACAACACGGGUGGUUUCAAUGAUCGUGAGAUGGGUAUCAUAGGCUUAGGAGGAGGGCCAGUGUCAUUCAUUUCUCAAAUAGGUUCUUCUUUUGGAGGGAAGAGGUUUUCACAAUGCUUGGUCCCAUUCCACACUGAUGUUAGUGUUUCUAGCAAAAUGAGUUUUGGUAAAGGGAGUGAAGUGUCAGGGAAAGGAGUGGUUUCUACACCUUUGGUUGCUAAGCAAGACAAGACCCCUUAUUUUGUUACCUUACUAGGCAUUAGUGUGGGAAAUACGUAUUUGCAUUUUAAUGGUUCUUCAUCACAAAGUGUUGAAAAGGGUAACGUGUUCCUUGAUUCAGGGACACCCCCAACUAUUUUACCGACCCAAUUGUAUGAUCGAUUGGUGGCUCAAGUGAGAAGCGAGGUUGCGAUGAAACCCGUUACGAAUGACCUGGAUUUGGGUCACCAACUUUGCUAUCGAACGAAGAAUAAUCUUCGUGGGCCUGUGCUAACAGCCCAUUUUGAAGGUGGAGAUGUAAAAUUGUUGCCUACACAAACCUUCGUUUCACCAAAAGAUGGUGUUUUCUGCUUGGGGUUUACUAAUACUAGUAGUGAUGGGGGUGUUUAUGGUAACUUUGCGCAAUCAAAUUACUUGAUUGGGUUUGAUCUAGAUAGACAAGUGGUGUCUUUCAAGCCAAUGGAUUGCACCAAACAUAAAUAGAGUCAUGCCUAAGACGACCUUGUGUCAUUUACCAAUAACAGCUAUAAAAAAAACGACACUUGUCUUUUUUUUUUCCCCUUUAGGAAAUAAAAUUAUCAGGCACAAGGGGAAAACGAAUACAUUCAAGAUUGGAAAUUUGUGUAUGAUUUCUUUAUUUUAUCAA